This is a messenger RNA of Syzygium oleosum, 953 nucleotides long. RefSeq names its product protein FD-like. The record is from RefSeq and is a predicted model, not a curated record. Gene Ontology annotation, biological process: positive regulation of DNA-templated transcription. Gene Ontology annotation, cellular component: nucleus. Gene Ontology annotation, molecular function: DNA-binding transcription factor activity. Bases 112 to 849 code for a protein of 245 amino acids. Lineage: Eukaryota; Viridiplantae; Streptophyta; Magnoliopsida; Myrtales; Myrtaceae. The transcript is spliced from 3 exons.
GACUUCACAUAAACCCCCCCACAGCCACCCCCUCUCCAUCUUCUCCGUCUCAGGAGCCUCUCCCGCUCCCGCGCUUGACUUCUUCAUCUCCUCCCUCCAACCGUGUCCACCAUGUGGUCUGCACCAUGCCUGAACAAGAACACCAGCGCCAGCAACAGCAACGCUGACAACAGCAACGGGGUUUCCUCAUCGUCUCCUCUGCCUUUCUCGCCGCUCUCUCCCCUCCCCACCACCUCAUCGACCUCGAUCAAGUCCAUGGAGGACAUCUGGAAGGACAUCAACCUCGCCUUCCUCAAAGACCCCCCCGAACACCGCCGGUCUGCCGCCCCCGCCGCCAUCUCCACCUCCAUCGAUGGCGUCGGCUUCCAGGGCGCCGUUCUCACCAACUUCUUGGCUGGGCCGGCAAGAGAUUACUCGCCGCGAGGAUCCGGUUUUGGCUCUGACGUUGGGGCUACCAGGUUGAGCCUGAACUGCUCGGAGCCUGAUGCUGAAGGUGUUGCUGCUGCAGGACAAGUUCAAGUGCCGUGUGGUCGCGGGGGCGGCGUUGGCGCUGAUUCGCCUCCUUUGGUUCCAGGGUUUUCUCCUUUCUGUGGGAAGAGGAGCUCCGACAAUGGUGGCGGCAAUGAUCGGUGCGAUCGCAAAUUCAAGCGCUUGGUCAAGAACAGAGAGUCCGCUGCCCGUUCCAGAGCCCGAAGACAGGCGUAUACAACCGGGCUGGAGAUUGAGAUCGCCCGUUUACAGAAAGAGAAUGCUAAGCUCAGAAGACAGCAAGAAAAGCUUCGCUUGGUACCUCGUACUGAGAUUCCAAAGAAGAAGACACUCCAGAGAACCUUUACAUCCCCAUUUUAAGGAGACAUGGCGGUCUCUCUCUCUCUCUCUCUCUCUCUCUCUCUCAUACACACGCACUACUACUUUCAUUUUGACUCUCACCGAACCGAAUAUCUCCAGUUAGA